This is a messenger RNA of Sphaeroforma arctica JP610, 6961 nucleotides long. RefSeq lists its product as hypothetical. The record is from RefSeq and is a predicted model, not a curated record. Bases 1 to 6120 code for a protein of 2039 amino acids. NCBI's taxonomy places the organism in Eukaryota, Ichthyosporea, Ichthyophonida. The transcript has 4 exons.
AUGUACGCAUCCUCGUUCACACAGCAAGCUAAGGUGGUAACGUACCAUGAACUAGCUAAACUUGUGGGCCAACUCGAGUCACAACCAGAGCAAUACAUCAAGGCCCAGCGGAAGCGAAUACGGGAGGAGAACGCCAAUAGUUUCUUUGCGCGUGGAAGCCCUCCUGCGCUUGAUAAUGCCACAGAUCUGAGCCUCCGGGCCGCUCUCUCGCCAAUAUUCGAGUCUUUGGACAAGGCCCGCAAAGACUCGCGACACACUGCCGAGGACGAGGCUUCGCCCGCUGCCGUUGAGGAAUUGAUAGCUAAAUCCACACACACCAGCGCCAACCCUGGGUCAACUAACUAUACUCUGGUAUCAGCAAACCAGAGGCCUGUGUAUAGGGGAAGCACCCAGAGCAGUGACAAGCCUGUACCAACGGGUAUUACUCGGAAUUCAGCGAAGCACAUGCCGGUACCACCGCGAACCGCCAACAAAGACAAAGCACCCUCCGACAGCACAGGCGUACGGAAAAAUUAUAGUGGGGUCUCGGCCAAGCGUGUGCCUGUGAAUAGAGCAUACACACAUACGGGCAACGUUCCCAUACCAACUGACAGUACUCAUGUAUCAUCUAUUAGCCGGCCACCCGCACGCAACGCACCACCAAUAUCAAUGUAUCCAACAGUCUCGCCUGUAGACAAGAGAGAUGCAGGCAUGCGUAGUACACCCACCCUGUUCCCUAGUAUAAGUAAUCCGGGCUCGGACGACACUAGGCCCAAUGCCCACGCCCACGCCCACGCCCACGCCCACGCCGAUAGCGCUCCAACCAACUCCUAUGCGCAACGCAAACAGAGCCAUACACGUUCCCAGCAGCCCGAGGGGUAUACCAACAGUACUACCAACGCACCCACCAUGGGUGUGUAUGGUGGGUUGCUAGAGGAUAAAUAUGCGAAUGCGUAUCACGCAGUCAGUAUCAAAGACCAUGCCACGACACAGGCGCACAGCGGAGGGCUUAGCAAAGCCGACGACAGUCUGAUGCUGCGACGGUAUGCACAGUAUCGCAAGCAGAGACAGGCGCAGGGAGACACAGGGGUGGGUGCGAUGGAGUUGGGUACGGAUAUAGGUGGACUCGGUACGGGGGAAAUUGGCCUGGGUUCGGAUACGAAUGCACCAGGGACGGGUAGAAAGGGCUUGAGUGGGAAGGCAGGUACGGUGCAGACAAUGGCGCAGGACCGUGCACCUGGUGUAGGGCUGUAUGGAAAUAGUGCUGUAACAGGACAGAGGGCCCUGCAAACGCACCCGACCGCGCAAAUGACUGGGAUAACAACAGGAGGCCACGGGAGAGAGACAGCGGGCCUUGCAAGGGAGCCAGUAGCUGUGAUGGGAGGUGUAGGUGUUAGGGAGAUGGAGACAGAUAAGGAUGAGGAGAAUGACGGGGAGAAUGAUUCUGAGCUGGAUGAGUUGGAGAUGACCAAGGAGGAGAAGCAACUGACGGACGAGGCUGAGGCUCUGCUUGCGUCGGCUGAGCGGCUUCUGUCUGGUAGCAGAGGUGCACAGGGCACCGGCACACGCCCACGCACGGCUGUGUCGGUGGGUGUACACAGAGACGACCGUGUCGAUGGGGCACGUGAGAAGACUGGGCUGUGCACCGCACGUGAGACUGCCCAGACAAGCUCGACUGCGCCGCUUGAGAGGUCUGUGGGUGUGAACGGACGUGCACCUGUUUCUGCACCUGAGAGGGCCGGGACAAACCCGAUUAUAUCGCAUGACAAGCUAGCCGGUGCACCUGGGCCUGUCCGUGGUUGUGGUAACGAGAACGGUGUCACAAGGGCUGCUACGUGUGACGGUGUAGGCGCGCUCAACAGUAACCCUGUGAGUGUACAGCAAGGCAACUGUGAUUCACUACCAGGAAGUGCUCCUGUGAGUGUGGGCGAAGGCUCGUGCAGGAAACAGCCAGCACAUGAAGAGGCUGUGCGGGUACACAACCCAGCUGUCGAGACAAUAAGUAGCAGCACAGGCAUAGGUGCAAAGGAGGCCAAGUGGACAAAUCAGGGGCAUCAGAAAGCAAUAUCCAGCCCCCGAAGCAGUUUGACUGUGGACGAUGCGAGCCUAAUCAAGCACGCUAAAAGGACUGGCACAUGCACAGACAGUGGGAGCGACAGGAGGAGCGUGUACACACACCCAGAGAAGGAGAGUGGUAGCCAGAGUGCGUGUUCCAACCCAGGCAGAAGUAGUGGCUAUCACAGCGAGAGAGAUGGGGUGGACGAGGCUGUAGAGGAGGCACGGGUGCAGCAGAUAGUCGAUCAAGCGGUCAACAUGCUGUCUCUGGCGGAGCACUCCUUACUCAGUGCUAAAAAUAGACGGAGCUCGGAGACUAAAAAUAGAACAGGCGCCGAGACGGGGCCUGUGCCUGCGAAGAGACCGUCGUUUGAUGUGUCGAUUCUGGUGACGCCGGCUGAGGAAAUGGAGAGUGAGGGAAUCAAUCGAACUAGUCAGCAGAUGAGCGCUCAGAAUAUUGGGCAGUGUGUGGAUAGAGAUGACGGAGAUACGCCCAGAAACAAACAGAACGCGAGUGUUCUUGAUGUACGGGCGGGUGUGGGUAUGGAUGGUGUGGAUGUGCACAACCGCAGACAAGAAAUGGGGGCUCGGAAGGUGGGCGAGGGGUUGGUAAGAGAUGGCGCCUCUGUAUGCGGAGGGGAAUACAGGGCCGGCACGCUGGGCGGUGUAGGUGUGUACACCUCCUGGACUAGACAGGACAGGCUUACUAACACUCAGCGGUUUCAUAGUACCACCACAACACAUCAAUCCUACAGGCACAGUGGUAGUACAGAACGACAAAGCGGUAGCUCCACCAGCAAAGUACGACAAUCCGACAAUACCGUGUCGUACAUUCGGGUGACCGCGGGGAGAGAGAGUGCUAGUGGUAUAACAUCGCACGGUGAUGGUGCUGAGAAACCGGCACAGAAAGGACUGACACAGCCAGGUGCAGAAACAGGUAGUGCUGAGAAGCAGAUAGGAACAGGGGGCAUGGGUGGCCACACACUCAGUCGAGCUGUGGGCCCAACGAACCAGCGGUUGCCAGAGACCGCAACAUCAACACAGGAAGUAGUCCGUGCGACAACAACCCAGCCUGUUCACACAACCAAUAAAACUUACACCACAGGCCAGGGGUUGCAUUGCCGGGCAAGUGAGGUUCAAGCUAAGGCGACUGUGCAUGUGGGGGUGGAUAUGGUAGCUGCCGAAGGUCCGAUGGAGGUCGAUGUCAGGGCAUGUGACCAGGACAGGCCAAGUCAGACAUCUAUACCGCCAGCAGCUGGCUCGGGAUCAGAGAUCAGGGCAGCACCUGAUAUGGCUAACACCAGCCUAACGGACCUGGAGGAGUCGUUCAAUCGGAUGCUGGAUUCCUACAGAUCUCCGAUUAUUGAGACAGGACAACCGAAACAGGCCAGAGACGAAGCGCGAUGUUUGGACAAAGAUGAACCAAAAAAUAUUGUCGGAAGACCCGGACCUGUGACCCAAAAACCGGAAUCUGGGGGCAGUCAGUCGGUUAGUAGGAGUGACCGACCCACGCCCAUGAGUAUCGGACAGACACCGAAAGACGCACAGCCAGGGCCGCACUCGGCUGCGCCAGACACACACGUACACACACACGCACACACGAACGGUACACAUGGGUAUAGCUCAGUAUCACCAGUAGGUGGGAACCUGGCAGUAAGACCAGGACAGCACUCGACUAUGGACGCACAGAGCGAGAGUCGUAUAAAGAAGUCUACGCCACACCAUCGUGUGGGUGUGCUGAUGUAUUCGAACGGAGGCACCGAGCUAGUGCGUGCGCAUGCAGCAGAUACACACACGAGCACACUCAGAAGUGAACGGGUUAGCGUCCAGGGGGCAGUCCCAACCAGGGCGCCUCAGGUGCAUGGUUUAGGUGCACGUGGCCAUUUACCAGACACUCAAAUACUGUAUCGUGAACAGAAGGGACUUCAGCAAGUCCGUAGGGAUGACUUGGAUCUCCCUACCCAGUCUACGGACGAGAAGUGGAAUGGGGUUGGGGACAAAGCGGGAGCGGGCGGUGCAAAGAAAGUCCCCGAAGCUGCUGCCAGGGCUAGAGCUUUGGAAGGGGCUGACUUGUCGGCUCAAACACAGGGCUCGCGCACGGAUACGGCUACAGUGCAUGUACAGGUAACAGCUGACGAACCCGAGAAGUAUGAUGAUAGUGUGAAUAUGAGAGUGUUCAAGGCGCCUCCCUCACUUGCUAUGGACACACGCACACGUGCGACAGGAAACACACACCCGUACAUAGGUGGUGCUACUACUAGCACACAAUAUCCAUGGUUGAGACCAUCGGCCAAUCAUAAUGCCGGGGUUGUAUCACUGCCCGUUCAGAUUGCAGCAUUGGCAUCCGAAGAGUGUAUAGCAUUGCCCAACCAACAUGCCAGGUCGACGGCCUCCACCAAUCGGAUCGCAGGAUACGAGUCACUGGCCAGACUGAUUACGGGCAAAAUCACCGCCCAUGGUAAUGAUCCGUUGCGUUGUACAGGAGCCGAAUCAAGUAGCAUUGUAACCAUGACAACUGUAGUUGACAAAAAGAAGGAGACACAGAAGCAGAAGAUUUGGGCGGUAGAUGCACUCAACGCCACGAGUGCUCGUACAGACUCCAGUAUGGCCAGCGAGAAUCAGAGAACGGUGUGUGUGGGUAAUGGGCCGGAACAAGCGGAGCACAGGGAGAGGGACAUGGCUGAUGAGAUUGGUACUGAGACAAGUGCUAGUGUGACAGGUGGAAACGGGGGUACCGUGCACGUAGGUGGUGGGGCAGAGCGGGAGAGUAGUCGUAGUUUAGGUACACCCACAGCCACUGGUACACCCAAUGAACACCGAAUUUGUGGAACGGGCCAAAGAGAGGAUAGCACCGUGUACCUAAAUUAUGGAACUGACCAGAAAAAGGACCGGACCACUCCCCGGCGAAAACAGGUGAGGUCCAGCGGUAAAGCAACAAGGAAAAGUAGAAGACUGUCUGGAAUUGCGCCUAUGAGUGAGGCGGAAGUCAUACGCCGAUACGACACUACACCACAGAAAUCGGACAGAUACGCCCCCACGCCAAAGAAAUCGGACACAAGGUCGGAUAAAGCCAGUGGAAUGUCAACUCGCUCCGGUCUGAAGAAGGGCUUGCGGAGCAGCAAGAAGAAGGGCACACCCAAAACUGCAGGAACAAGUAUCCAACGCAGCAAAUCCGCAAAGAGAGGUACAAACACCUCAGACAGCACACCCCGCAUUACAAGGUCUGCGGCAAAGGCUAUGCUCAGCAUGUACGGUGGCACGGGGGAUGGGGACACAUACGUGAACGAUUCGCAGGACGAUCUCAACUGUACCGUGAUGCAGUAUCCGUCCGUCUCUGCCAGGAAGAAGGCGAGUGUAACCGAGCUUAAGAAGGGUCUGUACAGUGAUGCCAAUGUUCCUGGGAAUGUACAGGACAAGCCCUUGAUACGGCAACGGGGUGGGGUGAAUGAGGAAUUCGGACAUCCGCCUCACCUUGAGGGGCAAAAUGUGGGCCAGAGCGAUAGUGGUCGAAUGGGUGCAGCACCGAAGGUGGACUAUGGGAACCGAGGUGGCCCGAUCACUCGAACCAAAUUUAUUUCUCCGGGUGUAGUGGCGGACAAAAUGCACAUCGAGAACAGUACCAAUGUUGGGGGUGAGCUGCGGGGUAGCGGAGACACACUUCGGAACAUUUGCGGCGAGGAUGUGCAUGCAUCGGACAACGAAUACGUGCGUGUAAGCACAGCGCCUGUGCUUGGCAGAAGAGAGUUGAAUGUGAGAGUAAGUCCCCGGAACGACGUAGCACUGCAGAAGAAGGUGUCGGCUGAGAAUCUAAUGGCUCUGAUUGGGCGCAAGCUAACGGGCGAGCGCGCGGAGAUGAGCCAACAAGGUGUACCUAUGCCGGGUAAGGCUAAGGCAGGUAUAUCUAAGCAAGGUAUGGUGGGGGACGGUCCAAGUCCGCGGGGUGCGUACUUUGACCAGGAAGGGCACUUUGACGCGCAUAGUACCAGCGCCAAAGGGGCAAACGAUAGUGUGGGGCAUACGGGUAUGUAUAAAGAUGUACCUACGCGGAGAUAUAACGCAAACGGAUCAGAGAAAGAGAACAUGUGAUCGUUUAGCUCUGCUGUGACGAAAACAAACACUCAGUGGAAUGGUGCGAGAAAUCGAAAAAUAAUUUGAAACCAAAAACCACCGCGCCACAAAGGCAAUCCUAGAUCGAACAUUGUAAUUUUGGGUGUAGCCUGUUGUCCAAUUCAGGUCAAGUAACCACCCACUAAGAGUCUCACACAAACAUUAAACUCAUAAUUGAUUCUUGUACACCAUCUGGAAAGUCUGUGCUUGCCUUUAUACUUUGCUCGCCGUCCUGCUACUGGUGUAUCGCCUUCGCCCGCUGUCGCUACUACACGCACUAGCGCUGCUAUCCGAAUGGGAGACCUCGUCCUCUGAGUCUAUCUCCCCCCCACUCACCACACCCAGCCUUACGCGCGGUUUUCUACUGCGUUUACUGGGGGUAGGCACUCUAGUACUUUUGGGGGUCUCCUUUGGCUCGGACUGUGCAGCUGGAUGCGAUAUCUCCACAUCCGGUAAACUGGUUGGGGUGUAGGUAUCUGUUCUAUUAUUAGCCUCUUCGCAACCCCCCUCUGCACUGUUCUCGUCAGCCAUACCUACCUCGUCCAUCCCCCUACCUCCGCUCUCCUCAGUCCACGACGGUAUCGACUCCACCGCCGAAAGCUCCCCACCCGAGCCCGGCUUCACCACACUCAUCGCCGUAAACCGCUUGUUGCAGCCCAGACACUUCCUGCUUGCCUUCUCUCUCUCUCUCCUCUCCCGAUCCAUGCGUUUGCACUCAUCUGCGCUGUACACUGCCCUCUUGAGUGCCGUGGCCGAGGGACGGCGUGCUGCUGUGCGUGGCUGGUAUUCGCCUGGCAGUAGUUCGUAGGCGCGUGUCAGU